GCUAUGUCACGUAGUUUCAAAGAAUGUGGAAGUGAUGAAGCUAGAGAUGAUGAUGAUGAUCCAGACAUUUGCUCUCAUUGUGCCACCGAUGGGAAACAGCAACCAGCAUUAUACUUCUGUUUUAAUUGUGGCGUGUAUGGUAGAUACAUGUGUGGCAUUUGCCUGAGGCAACACAACCGGUUUGUGAAGAACCAUGAGAUAGAAAAAAUUGCAAAUAAAUCAGCCUCUAAUAGAUUAGAUUAUGAGAACAUGAAGACAAUGAAAGUUGAAAAAGAUCUUAAAUCCAAAGAGGCAGAGGUAAUGCAGUUUAAGGAACAAGUAAAUGAAUUAUCAAAGGAAAAUCAAUGCCAGCAAACAAGAAUCAAUGAAUUUGAAACUGCUUGUAGAAAUUUAGAAAACGAAAAGAUCAAAGGUGGAUAAAUGGCGAUUAUAAUAUUGAGCACUUUCAAAAUAUUUUAAAAGACGACAACACGAAUGCUGCUGAUGAGUACAAAAAGCUCUUGGAAAAACAAGAUACUUUACAAGACAAAUUAGAUUAUGAGAACAUGAAGACAAUGAAAGUUGAAAAAGAUCUUAAAUCCAAAGAGGCAGAGGUAAUGCAGUUAAAGAAACAAGUCAAUGAAUUAGCAAAGGAAAAUCAAUGCCAGCAAACAAGAAUCAAUGAAUUGGAAACUGCUUGUAAACCCUUAGAAAAUGAACAGAUCCAUUGUGAUGAAAUGGCGACUAGAAAUAUAGAGCACUUGCAAAACAUUCUUAAAGACGGAAAAAAGACAGCUGCUGAUGAGUACAAAAAGCUAUCACCAAAACAGGACUCUUUACAAGAAAGGUA
Molecule: messenger RNA, 829 nt
Organism: Ruditapes philippinarum (Manila clam)
Lineage: Eukaryota; Metazoa; Mollusca; Bivalvia; Venerida; Veneridae
Exons: 3
Coding region: 4-420 (138 amino acids)
Source: RefSeq, a predicted model, not a curated record